Messenger RNA from Oryzias melastigma (Indian medaka), 4874 nucleotides. RefSeq names its product jumonji, AT rich interactive domain 2b (gene jarid2b). Lineage: Eukaryota; Metazoa; Chordata; Actinopteri; Beloniformes; Adrianichthyidae. Gene Ontology annotation, cellular component: nucleus. Gene Ontology annotation, biological process: chromatin remodeling. Gene Ontology annotation, molecular function: histone demethylase activity; DNA binding. The record is from RefSeq and is a predicted model, not a curated record.
GCCGGGGAAGAAAGGAGCUGCUCUCAGUCAGCAGAGCAGUGCCGCUGGAGAGCUCUGUCGAUGAUUGCAGGCUCCAGCUAGAAACACCGCGAUUCCAGACGUUUUGUUUUUUAUUUUCCCUUUUAUUUAUUGAUUUCUCACGAUGUCAUAUCGGGCAGGAUGUGACUUGCUGACCUAACUUCGGCUACAUUCAUGUAUUUGAGACGAAGGGGUGCGCAGAGAAGCCGAGCUGUUCGGGGCGAAUGGAACUUAUUGUUGUGCAUUUGUUUUGACUAUGUUAUCCCCAAGUAAGUUUGGGUCCAGUCCGUCUGUGUCCGUCGUCGACUCUUGAAUCGCGGGGAUUUAUCUCCCGACUUCUUUGAGGAGAACAAGCGCCGGAGGAUUCCUGCAAAGAGCCAGCGAGCUUUUCCGACCGAGCCGGGGAUUUAAAUCGUCAUUUGGUUGGAGCUCCGGGAGAGGCGAGAGUCAAAAGAAAAGAAAUUCAUGUGGCCAUUCUCUCUAUAGCCAAACAUUUUUGGUGGGAUUGCAUAAUGAGCAAGGAAAGACCUAAGAGGAAUAUCAUUCAAAAGAAAUAUGAUGAUAGUGAUGGGAUCCCGUGGUCAGAGGAGCGGGUUAUGCGAAAGGUCCUUUAUCUCUCCCUAAAAGAGUUUAGGACAGCACAGAAACGGCAGCUGGAUGGAGACUGUGCCACCAACUCCAAUGGUUCUCUAGCCAAUGGACAGCUGAAUGGCACAGGGUCAAAGGGCAGCCACAAAGAAGAUGGGUCCUUGCGCUCUCAGGGCCUGCACGGGAACAAUGGCUACGGCGAGGAUAGUCCUGCAAAAAAGAGGCCUCGGCUUCAGGCUCAGAGGAAGUUCGCCCAGUCGCAGCCCAACUCACCCAGCACUACACCUGUCAAAGUGGCCGACCCCAACGGCUUGAACGGCAGCCUGGCCACCGGGUCAUCCUCUUCCCUGUCAUCGCUGUCGUCCUCAUCCCUGUCGUCCUCCAUUCAGGACCUGUCCAGACGCAAGCCUAAGACGGAGGACUUCCUCACCUUCCUCUGCCUCCGAGGUUCUCCUGCCUUGCCCAGUAACAUGGCCUACUUUGGAAGCUCCCAGGAGGAGGAGGACCUGGAGGAGGACGAAGAGGAGGAGGAAAACGAGGUGCGGAAUGGAGGAGGCGUCCACUCUCACGGCGCCGGAAGCAGCAGCCAGACCCCAGCCGCCGCUUCCUGCCACUCCACGCCCCGCAAGGGCAAGCUCCCUGCCAAGCAGCCAGUCAAUGGGCAUGUGUACCCCAGCCACACUAAAGCGGGGACCAGGGAAAGCCCGAGGCCCAAGGGGCACGGCAGGGACGCGCCCGCUCCACCGCUGCCACCUCCACCACCACCCCCCCCACCCCUACUGAGGGAGCGCAGUGAACGGGCGGAGGCGCGGGAGCACGCCAGGGAGCUGCAGGCCAUGGCCAACGCUCGCAGCUCGGCUAACGGACUUCCACCGCGAAGAGCAGCUGAAGAGCUACGGAAGCAGGUUUCGAAAGUGAAUGGGCUGAUGCGGGCGAGCUCGGCACAAGCUGCUGGCGUUUCCAAACGGAGCCGCGACAUCCGACUGCCGUCCAAAACUGUGAAGAAGUACACAGCCACCGUGUCCAAGGGCCACGUCACCUACACCAAAGCCAAACUGAAAGAACUGGGCAAGAAAACCAAACUCAGCAGCAGCAACAAACAUAACAACGCCGCCUCGGCAACAUCUUCAGCGAACAAUCACAAUCAGCACAGCCAGCCAGCAGCCAGCAACGGGCUGGCCAACUCAGGAAAAGCAGCAGCACCAGCCCAUCACAGCAAUGCAAAAACCCGCAAACAGGUGCUACUGUCCAAUGGGCUGCACAACGCGUCUACCAACGCCCGGCCCAACGGCAGGCUGAACGGGCAGCGGCACAACACGCUGACUAAUAAGGAGCUCCGGCAGAAACACUGCCAGCCAAGCCAGAGUGAAUGCCCGGGUCGAGAGGGACUGCGCAACUCCAAACGGCGCCUGGAGGUGGUGCUCAAUUCGGUGGCUACAGGACCCGUCGAGCAGAAAGCCAAACCCAGCGGCACGGAUCCUAAGAAGGCCAAGCUCCACUCCCCGCCUCUGGAGACGCGCAGCAGCAGCAAGAAAGUUCAUGAAGAGAAGGCGAGCAAGCAAACCCCCCCCACCACUCCAGUUUCUAACGGACACGGCGCAGAAACUGCCCCUCCUCCUAAACAAACUCAGCCUGUUACCCCACCCUCUAAACAAACCUCACCUCCUUCUACACCAGCAGCCAACGCGGAGCCGCUCAACCAGAGACCGAAGCGAGCGUCAGCCGGCAAGCUGAUGUUGAUACGACAAGCACAGCAGCAGCAGAGCCGGUCGCACGGGCGCAGCUCCUCCUCUUCCUCCCCGUCAUUAGGACAGAAUCACUCGCCAAACCCCUGCUCCGGCAGCACUACCUCAGACCCCCAACAGACGUCCGUUUCUUCCUCCUCCUCGUCCUCCUCCCCGUCUGUCCCUGCUUCCACCAACAGCCCGGGCCAGCUGAAACCAGCAGCCGCGCGGCCCGCCGACCGCGACAAGGACUGGGAGCGCGAGAAGGACCUGACCCGUCAGAAAGAGCGAGACCAGGAGAAGGGGUGGGACGGCCAGCGGAGCAAGCCGGAGGGCUGGGCGGCGCUGGGCGAGGCCCCGGUCUUCCGGCCAGGCCCAAGGGAGUUCCAGGACCCGCUGGUGUACCUGGAUGCAGUAAGGGAACAGGCCGAGGUGGCGGGCAUGUGCCGCGUGGCGCCGCCGCCGGACUGGCGGCCGGAGUGCAAGCUGAACGAGGAGAUGCGUUUUGUAACACAGGUGCAGAGGGUCCACAUGCUUGGCCGGCGCUGGGGCCCCAACGUGCAGCGAAUGGCUUGCAUCCGCAAGCACCUUAAAUCUCAGGGCAUUACCAUGGACGAGCCGCCGGUCAUCGGCGGCUGUGAAGUGGACCUGUCGCGGUUUUUCCAGCUCAUCAACGACAUGGGUGGCAUGCAGCAGGUGAUGGACCUGAAGAAGUGGACCAAGCUGGCAGACCUCCUUCGCAUCCCCAAGUCCGCGCAGGACCGGCUGGCCAAGCUGCAGGAGGCCUACCUCCAGUACAUCCUCUCCUACGACUCACUCAGUGCCGAAGAGCGCCUCCGACUGCUGACAGAGGUGCUGGAGGAGAAGAAGAAGCUGGAGUCGCGGCGGGGCCCCCUGGAGGGCCUGUCCGACUCCUCGGCACCCAACGGACUCUCGCUGCCCCGCUACGAGCCAAAGAACGGGCUCGUCGGGAUCGUGGGAGGGACGACCGGGCACCACCGCACCAACGGAGUCUAUCACCGCUUGAAGGAACUGGAGGCUCAGGUCAAAGCGGGCCGGCGCCGGCUCUUCGCUCAGGAAAAACAAGGCAAAGAGGACAGGCCGCACCGGGAGGAGCCGCAUCCGGGGCAGGAGAACGGGAGCUUGUCCGGCGACCAACACAAAUGUAUCUACAAGGGGAAAUCCGUGUCCUUGACCAACUUCUUCAGGAUAGCUCGCAACACCAUGACCAUGUGCUUUAACAAGGAGCCGGGGGCCGCCGAGGUCGAGCAAGAGUACUGGAGGAUCGUGGAGCAGAGAGACUCCCACGUGGCAGUGCAUUGUGGGAAGGUGGACACGAGCACACACGGCAGUGGUUUCCCCACAGGAAAGUCAGAGCCAUUUUCAAAACAUGGUUGGAACCUCACUGUCCUCCCCAAUAACUCUGGAUCCAUAUUGAGGCAUCUGGGUGCUGUGCCGGGGGUGACUGUUCCCUGGCUAAACAUUGGCAUGAUCUUUUCUACCUCAUGCUGGUCUAGAGACCAAAACCGCCUUCCAUAUAUUGAUUACUUACACACUGGUGCUGAUUGCAUUUGGUAUUCUGUCCCUGCUGAGGAGAAGGCUAAGCUGGACAAGGUGGUCCACACACUGCUUCAAGCCAACGGCACCCCAGGACUAGAAAUGCUGGAGAAGAAUAUCAUGAUCUCUCCAGAGGUGCUAUGCCGUGAAGGCAUCAAGGUUUACCGCACGGUCCAGCGGAGUGGCCAGUUUGUGGUCUGCUUCCCCGGUGCCUUUGUCUCCAAAGUGUGCUGUGGCUACAGCGUGUCGGAGACGGUCCACUUCGCCACGCCACACUGGAUGAACCUGGGUUAUGAGGCCGCAAAGGACCUGAAGUGUCGUUGUAUAGCCAAACCCUUCUCCAUGGAGAAGCUACUGUAUCAGAUCGCCACCUCGGAGUCCAAGAGGGACAAUGGCCUUCUUCUCACCACCAUCUCUGCCCUACUCAAAGACCUCAGGAACAUAGAGAUGCACCAACGUCAGGAACUUUACAAGGCGGGUUUGCUCUCUUCUGCCCGCUACGGCACACACGACGGCGGCCUGGGGUCCGUCGAGGGCCGCAAGAAGCCUCGCGGAAAAUGGCUGGCGCUGGAGUCAUCAGAAAGACGCUGCCAAAUCUGUCAACAUCUCUGCUACCUGUCCAUGGUGGUUCAAGAGACGGAUAAUGUGGUCUUCUGCCUGGAAUGUGCCCUUCGUUACGUGGAGAAACACAAAUCCUGCAGAGGCCUUAAGAUGAUGUACCGAUACGAUGAGGAUCAAAUCAACAGUUUGGUGAACCAGGUGUGUGGGCGCGCCAUGUUAAAGAACGGGAGCAACGGCGCCGGAGGGGGAGCUCUCAUCAUCACCAACGGCGGCGGCGGGGGGGACCUGUUCCCUGCUAAAGCAUCACCAGCCAAGCGCGGGCCGAGAAAGCGCGCCACGGUGGAGGUGUCCCUGGCCCGUCUGUCCGCCAGCCACCUGCCCAAAGCUGCAGCUGUGUCCUGAGGGCGACACCCCCCCACAUCAACC